Naegleria fowleri is the source of this 1023-nucleotide messenger RNA. RefSeq lists its product as uncharacterized. Lineage: Eukaryota; Heterolobosea; Eutetramitea; Acrasida; Naegleriidae. The transcript has a single exon. Bases 1 to 1023 code for a protein of 340 amino acids. Gene Ontology annotation, cellular component: mRNA cleavage and polyadenylation specificity factor complex. Gene Ontology annotation, molecular function: mRNA binding. The record is from RefSeq and is a predicted model, not a curated record.
AUGAGCAAAACCAACAGAAAUCCAUCACGGUGUGUGUUCAUUGGAAAUAUUGCCUAUGAUGCUCCGCUUGAAAAGUUAAAACAACUCUUCAAUGAGGCCGGACAAGUGGUAAAUUUUAGGAUGGUCUAUGAUCGUGAAACGAACAAGCCAAAAGGCUAUGCUUUUUGCGAAUUUAUUGAUGAGGCAAGUGCAAUGGCCGCUAUGAAGAAUCUGGAUGGCAGAGAUUUCAAUGGAAGAAAAUUGAGAGUGGAUUUUGCUGAUAAUAACAAGAUUAAUAUGCCAGGAGAAGGAGAGGCUCCGAUUUCAUCAUCGGGAAAUAUUGGCUCAAAUAUAAGCACACCGAGUCCCAUGAUGUCUAAUGUUGGUAUGGGUGGUAUGGCAAUGGGAGGAAUACCACCAAGAAGCGAUCCUAGACUAGGUAAUCAAAUGGUUGAUAUGAAUCCGUCCAUGAUGAUGAAUACACCCAUGAUGACUGUACCUUCAUCGGGAAGCUAUGAUAUAAUGCAGGAUAUUUCUCAAGAUCCAGUGAUGGAUGCUUUAAAACAAAUUCCGAAACAACAACUCUAUGAAUGUCUUUUGGAAAUGAAAGAAUUAGUACAAACAAAUCCUGAUUUAGCUCGACAAAUUUUAGCACAAAAUCCAACUUUAGCAGUAGUGAUUUUACACAUUCAAUAUAUAUUGGAAAUGAUCAGUCAACCUUUUGUUCCUAUGGUAAUGCAACAACCUAAUCAAAUGGUGAUGCCAUCACCUCAAAUGCAAAUGCAACCACCAAUGAGUGGCAUGGGAAUGGCUACUGAUCCUAGGAUGAAUAUGGACCCAAGAAGAGCCCAACCACAACAGCAGCCUGCUUCAUCAAUGCCACCACCUAAUAGCGAGAUUCAAGCAGUUUUGGCUGGAAUGACAAAUGAACAGAAAGAGCAAAUUUUGAAUCUAAAUGAAGCUACAAUUCUUACACUAAACUCAGCUCAACAAACACAAAUUAGAAUGAUUAGAGAAUAUCUUCAAGCCACACGAAGAAUGUAA